Anopheles marshallii is the source of this 1368-nucleotide messenger RNA. RefSeq names its product transcription initiation factor TFIID subunit 4-like. The record is from RefSeq and is a predicted model, not a curated record. Lineage: Eukaryota; Metazoa; Arthropoda; Insecta; Diptera; Culicidae. The transcript has a single exon. Bases 1 to 1368 code for a protein of 455 amino acids.
AUGUUGCAUGUGGAAAUGCCGAGCGUCGGAAGGAGGCGUCCACUUUCGCCUAAAAAUAAGCAGUUACUAGCUGUCUGCUUCUGUGUACUGCUUUCCCUACCGAAUGCGGCCCUCGGCCGAAAGGUGGCCUUGUCGCGGGUGACGAAACCGACCGGACACCGUGGUUACGCGAACGCGGACACUGCCAAGCUGAGCUAUUCGCCGAGUCACUCUGCACCGGCCUCGGCCCCGAAGCCUGUGGCACCCGUGUAUUCUUCCGCGCCUGCUGGCCAUCCUCAGGCACCACCGGCUGCUCCGCACUUCCCGCCAGCAGGUGGUGGUCAACCAUCGUACGGUUGGAAUGUUCCUGGUGCGCAUGGAGCUCCCGGUACAGGUGGAGGCGUAUAUCCAGGAGCGGCAGCAGCUGGAGCUGCUGGAACGGGGCUGGUCGCGGGCAAUGUGUACCGUUCUCACGGUCACAAUGCAACCGGAGGUGGUUUUGGAGGUGGUUUGGCUCACUCACCGCCGGGUGCCUAUCCUUCCUAUCCGUCCCAGCCGGCUCAAGGAUUCCCGGGUGCUCCGGUACAACAUCCAGGAGGUGGUUUCCCUGCACCCGCCUACCAACCACAACCGGGUGGAUACGUCCCACAGCAACCGGGUGGAUUCCCUCAUCAACCGUCGUACGUACCCGGUGGACACUACGAUCAGGGACAACCUCACUACCAGGGACAACCGGGUCAGACCGUUGUUCACCACUACGAGCAGCCUUCGAGCGGAGGUAGCGGUAUUGGAACGGUGUUGGGCGCUGGUGCAGCUGGACUGGCCGCAGGUAUUGGCGGUGCUGCCCUUUACGAUGCGUUGAAACCGAAAGAAGGCAAGGAAGAACCUGCGGCGGCUACAACUGCCGCUACCGCGACGACUGUUGCUGCAGCUGCUCCGGCAGCUAGUGAGACACCCGCUCCUGCAGCUGGUGAGACACCCGCUCCCGCAGCCAAUGCCCCCUUGGCACCGAUGCCCGUUAACCCCAACGGUGAGGCACCUCUAGCACCAUUACCAACGGAAGCGACACCGCUGGCAACUACUUCACCAGUAGAGGGCGAUAGUACAACCACCACCACUACUACUGGAAGCAGUUCAUCAGAGAACCCGCUCGGUAUGGCACCACUGGCACCGAUGCCCGAUUCAUCUCCUGCCACUCCGGCCGACGCUACACCGAAUGUAUCCGGCUCGGAUGUGGAGGUACGUCACUCGGCCCUCAACGUACAGCCAGAUCUGUCCGCUUCGAUGGCUGAACCGGCGAGCGGUGGCGCUGCCGAGUCCGUGCGCCUCUCGUCCGCCAUUUCGAUGUUCGCCCUGUUGCCAGUCAUCGUGAAGUAUCUGCGCUUUUAG